AUGAACAUUUCAAUUGAUGAAUCCAUGUUUGCUUCUAGUCAAGCAGAUGUUACUUUGAGUCAUUUACCAUCAUGGGAAUCAUUUAACAUUACAUCAUUUGAUUUAUCUGCAAUUAAAGUUGAUGAACAAAUGUUAGUUAAUAUACAAGAUUGA
Messenger RNA from Diversispora eburnea, 153 nucleotides. The record is from the annotation of a GenBank genome assembly. NCBI's taxonomy places the organism in Eukaryota, Fungi, Glomeromycota, Glomeromycetes, Diversisporales, Diversisporaceae.